Molecule: messenger RNA, 1635 nt
Organism: Arvicanthis niloticus (Nile rat)
Lineage: Eukaryota; Metazoa; Chordata; Mammalia; Rodentia; Muridae
Gene: Acy1
Product: aminoacylase 1
Biological process (GO): amino acid metabolic process
Cellular component (GO): cytoplasm
Molecular function (GO): aminoacylase activity
Source: RefSeq, a predicted model, not a curated record
CGGAGCUGGCCUCAGUGAGGAGGACCCAGGGGCUGGAUCUCAGAUACAAGCUUCUAAUUACCCGGCGCAGGCCCCACGCAGAGCCUGGCUGGGACAUCGGUGCGGGCUCCGCUCCAGGAUCUGGGACAGCCCUAUAGUCUUCGGUCUCCGCCCCUCCACUCCGCCCUGGCCACGUGGUGGGCGGCCCCGGGCGGUUUUGAGAUUGCGACCUCGGUGGACCCUGAGUUCCGGCCACAGUCUCAAGAGGGCCCUGAGAGAGGAGAACGCAGGACUGAGACCUGAAGAGAGCAAGCCAGCAAGCGGCGCCAUGACCACCAAGGGUCCUGACUCUGAGCACCCCUCCGUGACGCUCUUCCGCCAGUACCUGCGCAUCUGCACUGUGCAGCCCAAUCCAGACUAUGGAGGCGCCAUCACCUUCCUUGAGGAGAGAGCGCGCCAGCUGGGUCUGAGCUGUCAGAAAAUAGAGGUGGUGCCUGGCUAUGUGAUCACUGUGCUGACCUGGCCAGGCACCAACCCGUCACUCCCCUCUAUCUUGCUAAACUCCCACACAGAUGUGGUACCUGUCUUCAAGGAACAUUGGCAUCACGACCCCUUUGAAGCCUUCAAGGAUUCCGAGGGCUACAUCUAUGCUAGGGGCGCCCAGGACAUGAAGAGUGUUAGCAUCCAGUACCUGGAGGCUGUGAGGAGGCUGAAGAGCGAGGGCCACCGCUUCCCUCGAACCAUCCAUAUGACCUUUGUGCCUGACGAGGAGGUCGGAGGUCACAAGGGGAUGGAGUUGUUUGUGAAGAGGCCUGAGUUCCAGGCUCUGCGGGCAGGCUUUGCUCUGGAUGAGGGCCUGGCGAACCCCACUGAUGCCUUCACCGUCUUUUAUAGUGAGCGGAGUCCUUGGUGGGUACGGGUGACCAGCACUGGGAAGCCAGGCCAUGCCUCACGCUUCAUUGAGGAUACAGCAGCAGAGAAGUUGCAUAAGGUUAUAAGCUCCAUCUUGGCAUUCCGGGAGAAGGAAAGGCAGAGGCUGCAGGCAAACCCUCACCUGAAGGAAGGGGCUGUGACUUCGGUGAAUCUGACUAAGCUUGAAGGUGGUGUGGCCUAUAAUGUCGUACCUGCUACUAUGAGUGCCAGCUUUGACUUCCGAGUGGCACCAGAUGUAGACAUGAAGGCCUUCGAGAAGCAGCUGCAGAGUUGGUGCCAGGAAGCGGGAGAGGGGGUCACCUUUGAGUUUGCUCAGAAGUUUACAGAGCCUCGAAUGACACCCACUGAUGAAUCAGAUCCCUGGUGGGCAGCUUUCAGCGGGGCCUGCAAAGAAAUGAACCUCAAGCUGGAGCCAGAGAUCUUUCCUGCUGCCACUGACAGCCGUUAUAUCCGAGCGGUGGGGAUCCCAGCUCUGGGCUUCUCGCCCAUGAACCGCACACCCGUGCUGCUACAUGACCAUAAUGAACGGCUGCAUGAGGCCGUGUUUCUACGUGGGGUUGACAUAUAUACACGCCUACUCUCCGCACUUGCCAGUGUGCCCGCUCUACCUGGUGAAAGCUGAGCCCUGGGGCUUCCAACUCUUGUAGCUCUCAGCCCUACCAUUGCCAAGGAUGUUUCCCUUGCCCAGUAAUAAAGCCAAUGUGAGAUGGUAUGUUUUUUAUA